AUGAGAGUGUGUUGUUGUUCCUCACUUGAAACAUGUCAGCGAUCGCUUAUGCGGGCUGUGAAUGCAUCCCCUGUUGUCUUACUCAUCCUGAUCUUCGGAUGGUGUUACUGGGCUUAUAUAUUUCGGUUGUGCUGGAGCUUGAUUGCUGAUAGGCGCAUUGCUCAAGGUAUUCUCUAUAUUAUCUUCUUUCAGCCUAUCUAUAUACUAUGUAUUUGGAGUUUCUGGAAGAUUACCCGAACCUCUCCCGGAUAUUCUAACGAUAAUAGCAAACGAUAUGAUGAUAGGGAUGAGGAGAGUCCAGAGGAUAUUUAUGAUGCAAAUGAAGAUAUGCAACUGUUGAAUCAUCAGAUGGAUGAUGAAGAGGGAGAAAGAGAUAAAGCAGGGGAACCUUCGGUGGCAAUUCUUAAUGUGGAAGCCUCAGAAUCAACUACCAGUCUAAACCGUACAUUGACUUCCAAACGAACUCCAGUAUACAGAACGACUGGUAUACCUAUAACUUAUAAGACUCCAACUACUAUAAAAAAAGGCGAUAGGCAUGCUGACCAUUCGGUAAUAUUAUUAGAUGUGUCCUUAAAAUGGAUCAUCACUGUCCUUGGGUUUCGAAACUAUAAAUUCUUUUACAAUUUCUUGGUCUACGCAUCUCUUCUAUGUAUCUUUAUCUUUAGCACGACCCUUCCACCGACCAUCCGAAUACUCAAUCAACCUUUGAGUAUAUUUGGGCUUGAUUUCAAUUGGAUCCUUUUAUUAUUUGUGUCUGUAAUUUUUGGAAUCUUCCUUAUUCCAUUCACUCUCUUCCACACACGCCAACUCUUCAAGAACAGAACAACAAUCGAAUUCUAUGAAAAAGCAAAUUUCAGACUCGGGCGAAACAGAGGUCGACAUGAUGUGAUGCGUAGCAGAUAUUUUAACCCUUGGGAUCUUGGAACCAGAGGAAACAUUGAGCAAGUAUUAGGGUCUAACUGGAUGGCAUUCCUUUUGCCUAUUGGACAACCGAAAGGAAAUGGACAUCAAUUCCCAAUUAACAAAUACGCAUACGAUACAUUGGAUACUGAGGGAGAUGAUGAUUUCUAG
Phycomyces blakesleeanus NRRL 1555(-) is the source of this 1071-nucleotide messenger RNA. RefSeq lists its product as hypothetical. Gene Ontology annotation, molecular function: protein-cysteine S-palmitoyltransferase activity. Gene Ontology annotation, cellular component: endoplasmic reticulum; Golgi apparatus. The transcript is spliced from 9 exons. Bases 1 to 1071 code for a protein of 356 amino acids. Gene Ontology annotation, biological process: peptidyl-L-cysteine S-palmitoylation; protein targeting to membrane. The record is from RefSeq and is a predicted model, not a curated record. NCBI's taxonomy places the organism in Eukaryota, Fungi, Mucoromycota, Mucoromycetes, Mucorales, Phycomycetaceae.